Molecule: messenger RNA, 975 nt
Organism: Megachile rotundata (alfalfa leafcutting bee)
Lineage: Eukaryota; Metazoa; Arthropoda; Insecta; Hymenoptera; Megachilidae
Molecular function (GO): sequence-specific DNA binding
Source: RefSeq, a predicted model, not a curated record
GGCCGUAGUACAUGUGCUUGCUAUUUUUGACACGUAUUUUUUUAAUAUAUAAAUAUAUAAAGUGUGGAGCAGAAUGAGUGAAAGAGGUGGAUAUCGAUGUUGUAUAAAAGGUUGUCAAAGUGCAACAAGUGAAAAACGGGGAAUCAAAGAAACUUUGUUUAGAUUCCCGAAAGAUGUAGAAAAGUCAAAAUUGUGGGCAUCAAUGUGUGGUAGAGAGGAUUUAUUUUCAAAGACACCCAUACAACUUUAUAAUAAUUAUAGAGUAUGCAAACUCCAUUUUGCAAAUGAUAUGUUUUUAAAUUAUGAAAAAACAAAAUUGCAACCACAUGCUGUUCCAAGUAAUAUUAUGAGAAAUAAUGAUGAAGAAGCAAGUUCAAGUAACUCAAAUGUAGAAACGCUUUACAUAAUCGCUUCAAAUAAUGAAAAUACACAAAAAGAAAGUACUGUAUUGGAUAUAUCUACAUUCAAUGGAAGGAACCUGGAUGUAAUACAUACAAACAAAACAAUAGCAAAAGUAUCAGAUGCAGCAACACAAACACCUUUGUCACUAUCUUCUUUUUCUCCGCGAAAAACAAAACUUUGUCAACAGAUAAGAGGAUAUAAGAGAAAAAUAGCCAAUUUGGAAUUACAAUUACAGCAAGCAAAGGAAGCGAAGAAAGAAGAUAUUAAUACAUUAGAUAUGUUACUAGAUAAAUAUUUUCCAAAACAGAAAUCUGAAUACUUAAAAGCACAAGCACGCCUCUUUCAAAAGGAUGCAAAAGGUAUACAUCAAUAAACUCAAAUUAAGAAAGAAAAACAAGAAUUCAGUAUCUAGAUUAGGAAUGAUGGAUCAAGGAUGGAUACACAUUUGUAAAUGUUAUGAUUAUCAGAUUAUGUUUUUCCAACGUCUUUUAUAACCCACACAUUUUACAUUUCAGAUACACAGCAAAUACAUAAAAUGUAAAAUGUUGCAAUGUAAUAGAUACGUAACAAUAA